CUCGCUGGUGACCCUUAUUGUAUGUCCCGCCUCUUGUAUAUCCCAACUCUUGUAUAUAGUCAUUCUUCCUCCGUGGCCUUUCUCCUUUCGGUUCCCUCCGGAACUUGUACCUUUCGCUUUUUUGUGUCGCUCAUUUUUUGUUUCCCUUCUCUUAUGUAUCCCUCCGCUUGUAUUUGUGCCCUCUUGGUGCAUAUUCCUCUCCUCUUGUGUAUGUCCUUCCGCUUGUGCAUAUUCCUCCUCUUCGCCCUUGUACUUGUCCGGCAUCUUGUCUGCAUUCCACACUUUCCCUCUUGGAUACGUCGACUCUCUUGAUGUACACGCUUUCCUUGGAUGCUUGGCUUCUUGCUCUCGUA
Messenger RNA from Chaetomium fimeti, 353 nucleotides. RefSeq lists its product as uncharacterized. The transcript has a single exon. The record is from RefSeq and is a predicted model, not a curated record. Bases 22 to 312 code for a protein of 96 amino acids. NCBI's taxonomy places the organism in Eukaryota, Fungi, Ascomycota, Sordariomycetes, Sordariales, Chaetomiaceae.